AUGCCCUUCUCUUUCCGAAGAAGAAGAAAAGAUGAAACUAGCCACCACGACAACAAUAACGAAGAAGACGAUUCCAGCCCUAACGAUAAACACAAACAGCAGCAGCAUGCCGCAAAUCAUCAUCCUCUCAUCAUUCCGCUUCAUGAGGAAACCUCUCCCAAAACAAAACCAAUAACGGCGGCCGCUCGACCACAAUUUUCUCGUUCCAACACUGCUCUCCUACCCGUGUCUUCAUCUUCCACGUUAUUGAGUUCUCCAUCUUCAACCUCUGCUUCGGGAAGCUUUCAACAUCCUUUGGGUCGUCAUGGACGUUCUUCUUCGAGCGGAAGUGGUGGUAGUGGUAAGGCUUCUUCGUUUCUUUCAUGGCUCGGUUAUCAUAUGAAGAGGAAAACCGGAAACAGCUCUCCUUCCUCCUCAACAUCCUCUUCAUUGUCUUCCUCGGCUCAAUCCAUCAAUGUUUCAAAUUGUAGUAUUAAUUUGGAAAGUAAUCAUGGAUUGUUGUAUCAUGAUGAUGAUGAUGAAAACAACAACCACAUGAAUGCGGGAUCAUCAUCAACACUGCUACACCCGACGAUGGACGGCAAUGAACACGCCACCGAUAUCACCACGAAUCAUCAUCAUGACCAUUUUCAUUCAGCAACACAACAACAAGAAGGAGUUCAUGGUUUACUUUUAUCCAUUACAGACACCUCGCAAGCUCACUACAUUGUGGAUCAACAUCAAAAUCCUCAACAAUAUCAUCAACUUCAUAGUUUAUUGAAAAAGAGGAAUCAUCAUCUCAAACUGCCAGGCAGCCAUCAUGAGAGCAAUGCUUUCAAAUCAGCAUCAACAUCCCUAGAAGAGAAAAACUUGUCACUAAAAAACUUAUCAUCGGAAGACAAUGGUAUUACUUCACCACGGCUUGUGGUCUCGUCACCAACAGGUGCUGAAAAAGUAUUGUCUCCAGAUGAGUUUUAUCAUGGAUUUGUGGAUGACAUUAUCUCUGAUUCGGACCAUUCCGAUGUUUUGUGUUUUUCUCCACCUGCAACAGAUGAUAUUCUGCAUGAGGCACAAAUGUUAUCGAAUGCUUAUAAUCAUCACAUACUUCCUACAUCUUCAACGACAACAGAUGAACAACAGCAACGAGUGGAAGAACUCGAUCCUGUCAUGCUUGAAUUUGAAGAUUGGUUCAAAAAAUUUGAGAUUGGAGCUGACAAUGAAGGAAAUGGUACAGUGGAUUUGAAUGCAACUGUAAGGAAAAAGUCAAGAGCUAAAAGCUUGUCCAAGUUUGUCACAGCAAUGAGUGAACCUUUUGUGCAUACCGGAUCUAGUACAAAGAGCAAAGUGAAAACACUCUCUCCCAAGUCGUCCAAUAAUAUUAUUGAUGUAUUUCAAACAUCAGACGACACAUCAGCAACAGGAGGAGCUCUUAUCAUCAACGAAAACGAAAAUGAACAACAUGACAAGGGGAGAUUUAGCAGGAGCUUUAAAAAUCUGGUUCUUUUAGCACGAAAACACCCUGCCUCUAGCCCACCUCAUAUUGCCUCAGCAGAAAAGCAAGCUCAACAAGUCAUCAUUCAGAAAAGUAUUUUUCUUACAGCUCUUCCACAAGAAAUUAAGAACUAUAUAUUUCAAUUUUUAGAAUUUAAAUUUAUUCUUUCCAUACGAUUAGUUUGCAAAGAAUUCAAAGAUAUUGCAGAUGAUAACACAAUUUGGGAACCGCUGUGCACAGAGCACUCUCUCGAUUUCUCAAUGGUUUCGUACAAGCAUUUGAAACAACUCUAUAUUGAAAAUCAAGUAUUUGUUACUGUCGUUGGAACUGAGGAAGUUGGAAAGAGUUUAUUAAUCAAAAGGUGCAGCAAUAAUCCUGCUUUAUUAUUGGAAAGCUUUGUGGUGGGACCAAGAAGACUCUAUGACUCUGUCUAUAUACACGACGAAGAACCAUAUUAUAUUUAUUUUAGAGAAAUUAACAAGGAAAACAAAUCCCUGUUGAAAAGUCAUGCAAUUAAGGAAGACAUGUUUUUCGUGUGUUUUUCAAUUUUUGACAAGAGAUCAUUUAGCAAAACCAAGAAGUUAAUUAGGGAAAUUCGUGCAAAAAGCAAAACUACAAAACCUAUCAUUCUCGUUGGGAUGAAAAUCGAUUUACGUGAUGAAGAAGGUUCCGAACAAGUCAAACUCAUCAAAACAGAGCAAGGUGAAGAGUACAAGACUCGUUUCAAACUCUUCUCCUAUCGUGAAAUUAGCAACAAAACAAGAGUUGGUAUUUCCGAUCUAUUGGUAGAUGCAAUCAAUGCCAAACGAAUUCAAAUGGAAAAGUUCUAUAAUUAUGAAAAGGCAUUGGGUACUGAGGCUGAACUCGAAGAUAUUUCUGAAGACAUUUUCAAUUACAGUGAUGACGAUGAAGAUCAUGAAAUGGUUGGAGGUCAAGCUGGGAUAACUGUAUCUACCAACAAUGAUGACGCACUGACAACCUGCCAUAAUGCUUUUGAACCGACAGCGAUCGACAACAAUGAAAGCCACAAUGGUUAA
Molecule: messenger RNA, 2508 nt
Organism: Naegleria lovaniensis
Lineage: Eukaryota; Heterolobosea; Eutetramitea; Acrasida; Naegleriidae
Exons: 3
Coding region: 1-2508 (835 amino acids)
Biological process (GO): small GTPase-mediated signal transduction
Molecular function (GO): GTP binding; GTPase activity; protein binding
Source: RefSeq, a predicted model, not a curated record